UGAACUGUUAAGCCAAUUCAAUGAAUGUAACAAACAUUAACUUUUUAAGCGGCUUUUUCACAUUUUCUUCCUAAACUCGCGUAUCACCGUGAUAUUGUAAGCAGUGUAACUCUAAGUCAGAAUAACCACCGAACAUUGUUACUGUUUGAUGUAAAUGAUUUAUCUUUGUGAAUGUACUCUUAUCUUUUUCUAUUGACAAACCAUUAUAUACUGUAGAAUAUGUAAUACACGUGGAUUACAUUAUUUUUAUACCAAAAACAAUUACCAUGUCAAUGAGAUAUUUCCUGAAGCUAUGAUGCUCAAUCCUAAAAGAAAAAGCAGCAAAAUUUAUCAUAUUUCACUAACAAAAAGAAUUAUUCGUUUUUGGACUUAUUACCAAUACCAUCUAAAUUUGUAUGAUACACAAGUAUCACACAAAUUUUUUAGAUCUAAGCUAUGAUAUGGUUUAUAUACCAGCGAAAAUAAAUUUUAAGAUCUGAAGGCUUUCUGUUAUAAACAUUCUUCGCUAAUAUCCAUAUACUGCUGUUAUCUAUCUGGAAUGCUAAGCAAAGUUAUAUACUAAAUGAAUAAAACUGAUCCAUUGUGUGUCCAGUUGUUAAAAAGUUUAAUUCUAUGCAGCGAAAAAGCUGCCGUAAUAGCCCGUACAAUUAAAAGACAAACUGGUAUCUUUCAAACACUUGUUCAAGUGAAAGAUUCAACUGAGGCUAAUUUAAGGUUCAGCGUAGAUGUCAAAACUUUGGCCGAUGUAUUAAUUCAAGAAGUUGUAAAGUACGACCUAAAUUUACUUUUUCCUGGAUUCAACAAUUCGGUGUUUGGUGAAGAAAAUAAUCGUUUUUCUGGUAGUUCCGGUAAAACAGUGACAAUUCAACUAUCUUCUAGAGAAAAUCUCGCUGAUCUUUUAGUUGAUGUUUUAGGCAACGAUUUAGAUUUUGCAAAUCAAUUAAGUGAAAUUUGUUUUCGACCGCUAGAAUCGUUUCAGACACAAUUUUCAGUGUGUAAUAUUUGGGAAGACUUGAUCUCCAAUUGUAAUUCACUAUUUAAAAUAACCGAUAUAAAAUAUUCUGAUAUUGGAACAUUUGGUGUAUGGAUCGAUCCAAUAGACUCAACAGCUGAUUAUGUUCAAGAUCAAUUUGAUAAAUUUCAUUUUACUUCAACUAAUUCAUCAUCUACUCAUUUAUCUGGUAUAGAAUUAGAUAAUCUAAAUCAAAUUAAUCAUUUUUUUGAUAAUCCAACAAGUUUAAUACGGUUCUAUCAUGGUAGUCUUAUUAAUGUUACAAUUUUAUUAGGUUUAUUUGAUUAUUCAAAUGGUUUACCAUUAAUUGGUGUUAUAAAUCAACCAUUCUAUUUAAAUAAUAUAAUCAAUUCACUUAAUAAUGAUAAUCAUUUAUCAACUGAUGAAAUAAAUUCAUUAUAUAAUUAUGGAAGAAUAUUUUGGGGUUUCAAUAUUAUUGAUUCUGGAAAUUCUUUACCUAUUACUAAAUAUUCAAAUAAUUGUUCUAAAUCAGCUUUAUUGAAUCCUUUGGAUAAUUUAAAUUUACCUAAAUAUCUACAUUUUCCAGAUAAUUUUUUUGAUGUACUUUGUCCAGAUCGUGUAUUCAAUGAAGAGAAACCAAUUUUAAAACUUGCUUGUAGUUCUGUAGAAUUUAGUCGUUUAACUAAUUUAUUCCAUAACUAUAAAGAUGCCAAUCAAGAUUUAGUCAAUGUUGUGUUUUUGUCAUCAUCCGGAGCUGGUUUUAAGCAAUUAUGUGUAAUAUUAGAUCAAGUGGACGCAUUUAUUUUAAUGGAACCAAAUACAUUUAUAUGGGAUACAUGUGGACCACAUACAAUCAUGAAUUCAUUAGGUGGUGGUAUUAUUCAAUUAAAAUAUGCAUUAAAUUCUAUUAAAUUAUUAUUAUUACAAAAACAAUUAUCAAAUAAUUACACUGUAAUCAUUCAAUUAAUAAUGAAUGAUUUACAUAAAUAUCAAAUUAAUUACAAUAUUAUAAAAUCAUCAGAAGAGAUACAAACAGUCAACUCGGUCAAUCUUUCCAAAUGUUGUAAUCGUAAUGGCUUACUAGCUUAUCGUAAUCCAUUGAUAGCUAGUCAAAUUCUUCUUCAUAUUGCAUUAAAUCAAAAAUAGAAACAUUCAACAAUAGAUUUAUACACAUAUACAUAGAGACAGGUAAAGAAGAAAAAGUUUAGUAAAGAACGGUGACACAUUUCUUUCUUUUUUUUGUUAAAUCACAAAUGAAUCAUUGUCCUUUUCAUCCAUAGAAACAGGAAGAAAAAAGAAAAAGAAGAAGAAGAAUAUAAGUAACAUAUUUCGUUUUUCUCUCAUUCCAUGUAAUAAACAAUCAUGUAUCAUUAACAUAGUGUGAUUAUGGAUUGAUUAUGGAUUAUUAUGUAAUUCAUUAUUACCUUAGUCACAAAGAGAAUAAAUUAACCAAGUAUUUAUGAUCAACGUAACUAAAUGAUGGUUAGCGUUGUGUUCUUUUUUUUCUAGCGAGUUAGUUUUCUAUGAGAUGGACUCACUAACCCCUAUGUUCAAUCCUCCUCUUUUACUUGGGAUUGGGAUCAGGAUCGGCAGUAACUUUAGAAAAGCUAUACGUAGAAUUAUAAAUGAUGAUAACUUAUCAAUAAAUCAUGAUAGAUGUUAAAUAGAAUGGAUACAAUUGAUCAUCAUUCAAUGAAUAAUGAAUCAAUAAUUUAUGAAUAUUCAAUCAAUAAUUCUAUACACAUGAGGUUAUUGUAUUGAUCGUUUAUUAUUCAGUUUUAUUUUGUUCUUUAUCAUAAUGAAUUGAUCAUUAUUUUGUUGUUGUUGUUGUUGUUUGUUACUUUAUUUAAUUUUUUGUUCAAAUAUGUUAAAUUUAUUCAUUGUUAUCAUGUAAUAAACAUAAUAAUGCACCCAAUAUAUAUUGGCCCCCAAAUGCCUUGGUAUGGCCGAGAGCGGGGUAAGUUCGCCCUCCCUCUCGAAAUACUCUCACAC
This is a messenger RNA of Schistosoma bovis, 2965 nucleotides long. The record is from the annotation of a GenBank genome assembly. NCBI's taxonomy places the organism in Eukaryota, Metazoa, Platyhelminthes, Trematoda, Strigeidida, Schistosomatidae.